UUCAUAAUCUGCUCCAUGAGCUGCCCUGGCACCAAGAGCAGACUGACAGGCCUGCAGCUCCCCGGACCCUCCUUCUGCCCCUUCUUUUGGAUGGGCGUCACAUUUGCUAGCUGCCACUCAGCUGGGACCUCCCUAAAACAGCCCGCCCUGGGCUACUUCUUCCUCCAUUCCCUUCCUCAGUCCAUGUCCUGGCGGCCAUGCCAGGGGCCUGCAGAAAUGGGGGAGCCGAGGUGGGAGGCAGCAGAAUUAGGGAGCCUUUUGGAGCCCCUCUGGCCUGGCCUUCGGAGUGCGGAGCUUCGUUUUGGGGCCCAGAGUCCCACUGGGGAGUCGGAGCCCUCCUUGCGGCAACCAUGCACUGCUUAUCAAAAAUCUGUCUGGGAUGCAGUGUCAGCCUACAUCCGGGACCACCUCCAGCUGCGCCAGGGUGUCCAUAUUCCUGCCCUUGGCUCCUUUGAUGUUGUUACCAAAUGUGUCAAGGUUCGGAAUGAGACAAUAAUUUUCCCGAUGCAUGUGUUUUACCUGGCCAGGAACCUUAUAGUUUCUCACAACCUCACGGACAAUAAGGAAUACCUGCCAGGCCAUAAGGAGCUGGAGCCCCUCCAAUUCCCUGAGGUGGCUGCAGCUGCCUCCAUGUCCUGGAAGACGGUGGAGAGCUGCAUCCGAAGCACCACGUCCCUCAUCUCUCACAGCCUGGGGAAGGGGGAGAACAUCGCCCUCGUCCUGAGGGAUGUAGGGGUGCUCCUCAUCGAAGGCACAAAGGUGCAAAUGAAAUUCUAUUACGAAUUUCUGGAGAUGUUGGCUGGGAAGGAGAACCUUCACAAGGUGAUGUUUUAUUUUCCCCACGACCUGGGCAGCCUCACAAGGGGGCAGCAGCAAUGCUUGCCCUUGGCCCACCAAGACCUCUCGGGUUGGAGCUCUUGGCCAGCCUCUUGGCCAGCCUCUUGGCCAGCCUCUCAGCUGCUAAAACCGAGGCCCGAGUCUUUCUGGUCGCUGAUGAAAGAACCUCAGAAGAAAGUGCUGUCAGCACACAGCAAGAAGUGCCCCCAGCCGCUGCCAACCAUAUGUGAGGCGCCCAUGUCACUGCAGCCCCAUCCACCAAAGGGCAGACCAGGGAUCUCCAGGACGGAGAGGCCCUGGCCACACUGAUCAGGGCUGCCGUGCCCUGAGGAAGUCGUUCCUGAUCGUUCCUCUGCAGGUGGCAGGACAGGUAUGGAACUCAAAGAACCAUAGGAUCUUUUAGGUCCCAAUAAACGAUGUCUGGAAGUACCAGCUCUCCACGUUUUUUGAAUACGUUAAGGGAUGGUGACUCAACAACAUCCCCGGGCAGCUGUUCCAAUGCCCUACAAGGCUUUCAGUGAAGAAAUAUUUCCUAAUAUCCAACCUUCACCUCCCCUGGUGC
Anas platyrhynchos (mallard) is the source of this 1399-nucleotide messenger RNA. RefSeq lists its product as uncharacterized. The record is from RefSeq and is a predicted model, not a curated record. Gene Ontology annotation, cellular component: microtubule organizing center. NCBI's taxonomy places the organism in Eukaryota, Metazoa, Chordata, Aves, Anseriformes, Anatidae.